AUGAAAAGCUUGUCUUUGCUAGUGCUCACAUUCAUUUGCACAAUUGUACAUUGUGGUCUAACAAAUGACCAAUUACUCAAAACAGUUCAAAAUUCAAAACACAAAUUAUUAACAUUGAAUGAUGAAAAUUAUGAAAGUAUCUUAAAUGGACCAAGAGAUUAUCAUGUCGUGGCUCUUUUAACUUCGAACUCCCCUCAAAUCAACUGUGUCUUGUGUCAUCAAAUCUCCCCAGAAUUGGAAAUUGUUGCUGAUUCAUGGGUCAAGGAUCAUCCAAAGGGAAUUAAACUUGAAGAGGAUGAAGAGGAAACAACUGAAACUAAAGAUAAGAAAACGCAAGCUAAAAACAUCUACUUCUUCAAAGCAGAAUUUGCCGAAUCAAAAAAAUUGUUUUCCUUAUUUGAGUUAAACACUAUUCCUAAAAUUUUCCAUUUCAAACCUACUAAAGCUUUAGGUCCCAAGAACUUCUUGCGUGAAAAACAAGAAUAUCAAUUCUUCCAAGGUGAUCACAAGACUUUGAUGCUCAAUUGGGUUCAAGAUGUAACCGGACAAAAAAUCACCUUGUACGUCCCCAUAGACAACACCAAAUUGAUAAUCCAUGCCAUUAUUGGGUUUGUCUCCGUGUUUUUAUUGAAAAGAUAUCGUAAAUAUGUCGGUAAAGCCCUCACUUCAAAACUUUUAUGGUGUAUCGUUUCAUUGAUCUCCGUGUUAUUGUUCACUACUGGAUACAUGUUUAAUCAAAUUAGAGGAAGCCCCUAUGUACUCGAACAUGCUGACGGUAGAACUGAUUAUUUUGCUCCAGGACAACAAACUCAAUUUGGUAUUGAAACUCAAAUCAUGUCUUUUGUUUAUGGAGUUUUGAGUAUUUUGGUGAUAAUUUUGAUUAAACGAGCACCCGAAAUUAAAAAUGAUUCCAUUUCAUUAAUCUUGGUAUCAGUUGUGAGUUUAUUGAUCUUUGUUUUGUUUAGUUUGCUUUUGUCGAUCUUUGGGUUGAAAGGAAUGGGAUUCCCAUAUAGAUUUAUUAGAUUUUUUUAA
This is a messenger RNA of Lodderomyces orthopsilosis Co 90-125, 1032 nucleotides long. RefSeq names its product dolichyl-diphosphooligosaccharide--protein glycotransferase. Bases 1 to 1032 code for a protein of 343 amino acids. The transcript has a single exon. NCBI's taxonomy places the organism in Eukaryota, Fungi, Ascomycota, Pichiomycetes, Serinales, Debaryomycetaceae. The record is from RefSeq and is a predicted model, not a curated record. Gene Ontology annotation, cellular component: oligosaccharyltransferase complex.